This is a messenger RNA of Aspergillus pseudoviridinutans, 576 nucleotides long. RefSeq names its product ubiquitin-like protein HUB1. NCBI's taxonomy places the organism in Eukaryota, Fungi, Ascomycota, Eurotiomycetes, Eurotiales, Aspergillaceae. Gene Ontology annotation, biological process: mRNA splicing, via spliceosome; protein modification process. Gene Ontology annotation, molecular function: protein tag activity; protein binding. The coding region runs from base 1 to 576 and encodes 191 amino acids. Gene Ontology annotation, cellular component: cytoplasm; nucleus. The transcript has 2 exons. The record is from RefSeq and is a predicted model, not a curated record.
AUGGGUGACCGUUCAAGAAGCAGAUCACCGAGAAGACGAUAUGAUGGGGAUCGGGACCGGCCUCGCAAGGCUGGAGGAGGGUUUCGGUGGAAAGACAAGCGUCACGAUGGUGACAGACCCGGAGCAGAAGAUAGCAGGCUGAGCCGGGGUUAUAGAGACAGAGGAGACCGGCCACGGUCGCCACGAAGGGAACGAGACUCGGAUCGAUACAGAGACAGUUACAGGGAUGGCGAUCGCGACCGCGACCGAAAACGACCAGACGAUAGUCAGAGAGAUGAGCGCCGGGAAAAAAAGAAGGAGAAGCCGGAGAAGAAGGCUGCAGAGAAGAAGGCUGUUGUGGCACCACAAUCCUCAGAACCUAUGAUUGUGGUGCAUGUUAACGAUCGUCUGGGAACCAAGGCUGCGAUACCAUGUCUUGCAUCUGAUCCUAUCAAGCUCUUCAAGGCCCAGGUAGCCGCCCGUAUCGGACGCGAACCACAUGAGAUUUUACUCAAACGCCAAGGUGAACGACCGUUCAAGGAUCAGCUCACAUUGGAAGACUAUGGAGUCAGCAACGGGGUCCAGCUUGACCUGUGA